This is a messenger RNA of Schistosoma turkestanicum, 2436 nucleotides long. Lineage: Eukaryota; Metazoa; Platyhelminthes; Trematoda; Strigeidida; Schistosomatidae. The record is from the annotation of a GenBank genome assembly.
CAAAUACGAAGUUUUUUGAUGCUUCUGCGCAUGUCGUGGUAUCGCUGUUGUCGGAAGAUCGGUGAGCUUGUAGGUACCAUUAUUGGGACCAGAUUUGGGGGUGCUAUGGUUGCGACGGCAUUUGGAUCUGCUUUAUCUGGAGUACUUUACUUCACUAUUAAUGACUAUGAGCAUGUCAAAAUGAAGUCUGUAAAAACUGACAUUGGACACUGUUCUCCUGAAGAAAAGUUUAGAACCUUUGCCUCACUACAAUACAACGGUGUUUUGCUGAUGACUCCCUCAGAUUUUCUUCAUUCUUUGGUUGAUAAUCAAAUACAAGGAAAUAUGAUAGCUUCAAGAGAUUAUGAGUUUAUUGAGAAAAUAAUGACGAAGGCGUCUAAGAUGAAAUAUGGGUCUCGUUUUUUCCGAAACCUUCAAAAUAAUGGCAUAAUAACAUUUUCGGAAUAUUUGUUCCUACUCCAUAUGUUAACAAGUAGAAAUAUCUCUUCACGGCGUUCAUAUAUUUCAGAGUCCCCUUCAGGUUAUGAAAUAGCAUUCAAAAUGCUCGACAGGGAUUUAAACGGAUCUGUUGAUGCCAGAGAAUUUAUGAUCUUGAAUCAUAUAAUCUCGGAGAGUGCUGCUGACUUGCCCGAUGCCGAUAAAGCGUCAUGCGACCUUUUGCUUCCGGAAGAUCAAGCUUAUAAUACAACUCUGAUGACUCAUCUGUUUGGUUAUAACAAAAACAACAAAUUAACAUUUAAUGAAUUUAAAAAAUUUGUGCAAAAUUUUCAAACCGAAGCUUUAGAGGUUGAAUUUCAGCAAUAUUCAUCCGGGAAAUCUACGAUUAGUUCAGUUGACUUUGCUCGUAUUCUUCUUCGUUACACUACAGUUUCUACUUCCGAGUACGAUUCAUUUAUCAGUCGGCUUGAAAAUUCAGCUCUCUCUAAUAUAACAAUUUCCUUCGCAGAAUUUCAAAAGUUUUUCACCUUUUUAAACUGUUUGGAUGAUUUCGCAUUGGCAGUAAAAAUGUACACCAUAGCAGGGAAGCCAAUAUCUUUACCCGAAUUUAAGCGAGCCGUUAGAGCAUGUAUCGGUAAUGAACUAAGCUCUGAUGUUUUGACAGUCUUAUUUGCUCUGUUUGAUUGUGAUGGAGAUAAUUGUCUUAGUUAUAAUGAAUUUAUUCAUAUCAUGCGUGAACGACAUUCCGGGGGGUUAUCGCAAACUGCUAAACGUCAUCACUACACAAAGAUGUUUAAAAAAUGUUUAAAACGUGAACUUCAAAGUUCAGUGAACUAAACCAGGAAUGACUGUUCCAGUUAACACUUCUAAAUCAACUCUUAUGCUCAAUUGAUUUCAGCAACAUAACUUAUUUUUCCUCUUUCCGAAAUCAAAACAAGAACAGUGCAAAAUGGAUUAGGUUUGUUUUUUUCAGCCAAAUUAUAUGUAAAACUGUUUUGACUUAAUUUGAUAGAUAAAUCAUCAAGUCUUUGAAUAGUGCUCCAAACAUGGUCGUUUAUCAUAUGGGUACCCUGAAAUGAAGGUUUGAACCUAUAAGUUAAACCUUUUCAUUCCUUACUAACGUUUAUUAAUAUAUACUUGACAAAGUGUUUGUUCCCUCUUAGAAAAAACCAUUUAAAAGGGACGGUAACCGGUAACUGACUAGGCUCUUAUAUUCAACAUUGAAUAAUUCUAAUUCAUUGUUCAAGAUGCGAUACUUGACGAGUCGCUUGUAGAGAGGUUUAGUCGCCUAAAAAAUAAUACAGAUGACUUUUAAAUAUUGCUCUUUUCGAUGAUAAAAUCUUACAGUUAUAAUUGAGUAAAUGCUUGGUAAUUGAAAGUCAUUAACACUGAGUACUCAAUUUACAAGUCAUACGUUUGUCAAAUAAAUUUUGUUAGAUUUGUUUUUGCUCAUCAAUCCAUGUGGAAAACUUUCCGAUUUAGUUUUUCUUUUAAUACGCAUCAGACAAUAUGCUUAAACAACGGGCCUAUUUAACAUCAAAAGCGUUUUAUGAAUCCUCAUGUUCGAAUCACGAUUCAAGAAAUUUUGCUUACUGUGUUCCAUUUCUUGAGAUGAUUUAUUUUUACUAUACAAAACCUCAAUUUUUUUUUACGUGACAAAAAUAUUUUAUUUUUAUGAAUUUUAGUAAUUCCUUUUGAAGCGAUAACAUUCCCUCUUGUUUUCGAACAUAGAUUUUAAUACCAUGAGAAACUUGUAAUCAAUUUAGAUGUUGAAAGUUUCUACUCACCUGUUGUUUCUCAGAUUCGUCUGUUAGUUAAUUUAAAACACAAUUUGAUUCGACUCUUUACACCGCAUUUUGUUUUAUGUUCAAAGAAGCACUUUUUGUAUUGGUUUCCAAAACAAAUUGUAAUAUUUUCUUUUAUCAUCAGUAAUAUCAGUUGAUACAAAAUGCCAAAACAAAGGAGAGGAAAUAUCACAACAGUAAAGUUGUAUUCUAU